This is a messenger RNA of Andrographis paniculata, 1806 nucleotides long. RefSeq names its product hexose carrier protein HEX6-like. Lineage: Eukaryota; Viridiplantae; Streptophyta; Magnoliopsida; Lamiales; Acanthaceae. Bases 21 to 1646 code for a protein of 541 amino acids. Gene Ontology annotation, biological process: monosaccharide transmembrane transport. The record is from RefSeq and is a predicted model, not a curated record. The transcript has 3 exons. Gene Ontology annotation, cellular component: membrane. Gene Ontology annotation, molecular function: monosaccharide transmembrane transporter activity.
AAAACUGACUUUAUACAUUUAUGCCUGCUCCAUUUGGAGAUAUUUCGUGUUCGUCCCUCCGUACUCCAUCCCCAAAUCUCAAAAUCAAAUCAUCCAUGGCCGCCGACGAUACCGACGCUGCUCCACGAUACCACACCAGAAUCACAUGCCUCGUGCUGCUCUCCUGCCUCAUGGCGGCCACCGGCGGCCUCCUCUUCGGCUACGACACCGGCGUCACUGGUGGAGUGACGUCAAUGGACGCUUUUCUGAAGAAAUUCUUCCCGACGAUUUACGCGAGGAUGGAAGAGGAAUCGGAUACCACCAGCAACUACUGCAAAUUCGAUAGCUUCCUUCUGACGUCCUUCACGGCGUCGAUAUACGUGUCCGGAUUUGUGGCCUCUUUUGUGGCUUCACGCGUGACGCCGAUGUACGGGCGGAAGGCGUCGAUCCUGGUCGGCGGAAUCGCCUUCGUCGCCGGAGCUGUACUUGGAGGAGCCGCCGAGAAUAUGUUUAUGCUGCUUUCCGGUCGGCUCCUGCUCGGCGUCGGAAUCGGCUUUGCCAAUCAGUCAGUUCCGCUGUACCUCUCAGAAAUGGCGCCACCAAAAUACAGAGGCGCUUUAAACAUAAGCUUCCAAGUCUUCGUAUCUUUCGGCUGCGGCGUAGCCUUCUUGAUCAACUGCGCCACCGUCACCGCCGCCGGAGACUGGGGGUGGCGGAUAUCGCUCGCCACCGCCACAUUCCCGGCCCUAAUCCUAGCCGUCGGAGCGAUAUUCCUGCCGGAGACGCCGAACAGCCUAAUCCACCGCGGCCGCGACAUUGACGAAGUCGAAACGCUACUACGAAAAAUCCGCGGCGCCGACGACGUCCGGGCGGAAUUAUCCGAUCUCGUUGCGGCCAGCCGGAACGCCGCCGCCGUGAAACGGCCGUUCAAGAGAAUACUCGAGCGGCGAUACCGUCCGCACCUCGUGAUGUCGGUGGCGAUCCCGUUUUUCCAGCAGAUGACGGGGAUCAACGUGAUCACGUUCUACGCGCCGAUUCUCUUCCGCACGAUCGGGUACGGCGAGAGCGCCGCGCUGGUCGCGACGGUCAUGAUCUCGGUGAUCGGGACGAGCAUGACCGCGCUGUCGUGCCUGAUCGUCGACCGGCUGGGGCGGCGGACGAUAUUCCACAUCGGCGGCAUUACGAUGCUCGUCACGCAGGUCGCGAUCGGGGCGAUCAUGGCAGCCGAGUUAGGGGACUACGGCGAGCCGAGCCGGGGCUCGACGACGGUUAUUCUCGUCUUGAUUUACGCGUACGUCGCGAGCUUCGGGUUCUCGUGGGGCCCGCUCGGGUGGCUCGUGUCGAGCGAGAUUUACCCGCUCGAGAUUCGGUCGGCGGCGCAGAGCAUAUCGGUCGGUACGAAUUUCUUCAUGAGCUUCGUCGUCGGGCAGACGUUUCUCGCGAUGUUGUGCCGGCUUAAGGCGGCGACGUUCUUUUUUUACGGCGGGUGGGUGGCGGUGAUGACGGUGUUCGUGUGGCAGCUGUUGCCGGAGACGAAGAAUAUUCCGAUCGAGAAGAUGAAUGCGGUGUGGAAGAAACAUAGUGUGUGGGGGAGGUUUGUGAACGAUGGCGGCUGCGAGGAAAGCAGCGAAGAAGACGGCCGUAUUGAAGAGCCGCUUCUUCGCUAAAAGAUGGUAGAGUUAUAUAUACCCUACCACGAAUACAAGAUUUGUAAUUUGAUAUAAAUGUAUUUAGAAUCGAUUUAUGUGUGUAUAAUUAGUAUAUUGUUAAUAAUGGAAUUAGAGGUUAUUAAAUAAAAUUGAUAAGUUCAAAUUGAUUAAUAUAAAU